Molecule: messenger RNA, 1800 nt
Organism: Aureobasidium pullulans EXF-150
Lineage: Eukaryota; Fungi; Ascomycota; Dothideomycetes; Dothideales; Saccotheciaceae
Exons: 3
Coding region: 1-1560 (519 amino acids)
Biological process (GO): carbohydrate metabolic process
Source: RefSeq, a predicted model, not a curated record
AUGUCUGUCAAUCUGCUCGCACUCCUUGCCCUGCUUUGUGGCAUUGCCAUUGCCCAAUGCCCUGACUAUCUCCAAUACUCGCAAUCCUGGCACUAUCCACCUUCAUCCGGCCCACGCAAUAUCUCGUACAUGCGUCCUGAACCUGCCUGCCGCACUUUCAACAUGUCCUUCUUCGAAGAUGGUUCCUCCGACGCUAUCUUUUAUUCCAUGUCUGAUUUCGACCUGUGGCGUACCUUCCUCAACUCCUACCCCAACACCCUUGACACAGCCAUUCGCUGGAAGGGUUAUGCCGCCGAUUCUCCCGAUGAGGAGCUUACCUUCAUCGUCACAGGGGAUAUUGAUGCUAUGUGGUUGAGAGACAGCAGCAAUCAGAUGCAGUCUUAUCUUCCUCUUCUCACAGCCAAUUCUUCGGCGGAUUCACUUGCCUCUCUCUUCCGCGGUGUCAUUAAUCUCCAGGCUCGAUACCUGCUCACUUCGCCUUACUGCAAUGCUUUUCAGCCUCCCGUCGAGAGCGGUAUCGCUCCUGCAAAGAAUCCCUCAGCUAGCCAAGAUGUUGUCUUCCCUACCUACGAUAAUGCCUCGGUCUUCGAGUGCAAGUACGAGUUGGAUUCUCUCGCCUCCUUCCUGCAGAUUAGCGCACAAUACUACAACGCUACAGGAGAUGCCGCUUUCUUCGGCAAGCACCACUGGCUAGAAGCCAUCAAUCACGUUUACCAAGUCUUCAACGAUCUCUACUUCUCUUCCACGUACGACGUUAAUGGACAGGUCAAGCAGCCAGAUUACAGCUUCACUAGAGUGAGCGACCGCGCAACUGAGACCCUUGCCAACGACGGAUUGGGCAAUCCUUUCAAAGGCGGCAUUGGCUUGUUCCGCUCAGCAUUCAGGCCUUCGGAUGAUGCGACCAUCUACCAGUACCUCAUUCCGUCCAAUAUGAUGUUGGCUCGCUACCUUGAAGCAGCUGCUCCAAUCAUGGUUGCUCUGAACGAUUCAGAGAGUGCUGUCACGUCCGUGCACAUGACACAGCUCGCUACCAUCAUAAGACAAGGUAUAGAGGAACAUGGUAUCGUUACUGUUGGGGGCAAACGUGUCUAUGCCUACGAGGUUGACGGUUAUGGUUCUGCAAACAUCAUGGACGACGCCAACAUCCCCUCGCUCCUCUCAGCACCGUUCUUUGGCUACCUUGACGCCAAUGACGAUGUCUACCAGAACACACGCGCCUUACUGCUCAGCUACGGCAAUCCUUACUUCAUGCAAGGUCCUGUCAUUAGUGCAAUUGGAGGGCCACACCAAGGACCUGGAUAUGCCUGGCCAAUGGCUUCGAUUGUACGCAUUCUGACCAGCGAUAACGACACCGAAAUCAGCGAGCAACUCGCCUUGAUCAUCGACAGUACCAACACUCUUGGACUUAUACAUGAGAGCAUCAACACCUUUAACUCAUCUGACUACACCAGACCGUGGUUCUCGUGGGCCAAUGGACUCUUUGGUCAGAUGAUUUUGGAUUUGUAUGCCCGCAAGCGUCACAUUUUGGGUCAAAGUUUCCCGCAGGCACAGCAGAGUUGAUUCCUAUGCGCAAAGCAUUCCAAACUCGACGUCUGGUUUAUAGCAAUUCCGGCUGUGUUGUAGGGAGUAUGGGGUAAUCACGCAUUGUGGCUGAGGUUUGGUGAAGACGAAACCAAGGCCGAACCAAGAAAGUUUGAUGUGUUGAGGAAUGUGAUCACGGUCUAAUUAUGGUAGGUUACAGAUGUAUUAACGCAGUUUCAAAGCCAUCCGAAUCUUGCCGGACGUUGUGUUGCCACAAGC